This is a messenger RNA of Sciurus carolinensis (gray squirrel), 2604 nucleotides long. It is a transcript of the gene Ap1g2, whose product is annotated as adaptor related protein complex 1 subunit gamma 2. Gene Ontology annotation, molecular function: clathrin-cargo adaptor activity. Gene Ontology annotation, cellular component: membrane coat; AP-1 adaptor complex; Golgi apparatus. NCBI's taxonomy places the organism in Eukaryota, Metazoa, Chordata, Mammalia, Rodentia, Sciuridae. Gene Ontology annotation, biological process: intracellular protein transport; Golgi to vacuole transport; receptor-mediated endocytosis. The record is from RefSeq and is a predicted model, not a curated record. The coding region runs from base 58 to 2397 and encodes 779 amino acids. The transcript has 22 exons.
UGUACCAGGAAGCACUGGGGAGGGGCGGGGAGAGGAGCACAGUUGACCGAAGGCAGGAUGGUGGUGCCUUUGCUGAAGCUUCAGGACCUAAUCCAGGAAAUUCGCGGGGCCAAGACUCAGGCCCAGGAGCGGGAGGUGAUCCAAAAGGAAUGCGCCCACAUCCGGGCCUCCUUCCGAGAUGGGGACCCUCUGCAGAGGCACCGCCAACUGGCCAAACUGCUCUAUGUUCAUAUGUUGGGCUACCCUGCCCACUUUGGACAGAUGGAGUGCCUGAAAUUGAUUGCCUCCCCCAGAUUCACAGACAAGAGGGUGGGCUACCUGGGGGCCAUGCUUCUAUUGGAUGAGAGGCACGAUGCCCACCUGCUCAUUACCAACAGCAUCAAGAAUGACCUGAGCCAGGGGAUUCAGCCAGUACAAGGCCUAGCCCUGUGCACUCUGAGCACCAUGGGCUCUGCUGAGAUGUGCCGGGACCUGGCCACCGAGGUGGAGAAGCUGCUCCUGCAGCCCAGCACUUAUGUGCGCAAGAAGGCUAUUCUGACGGCAGUGCACAUGAUCCGGAAGGUCCCUGAGCUCUCCGACAUCUUCCUCCCACCUUGUGCCAAACUGCUUCAUGAGCGCCACCAUGGCGUCCUGCUGUGCACCAUCACGCUGAUCAUGGAGCUCUGCGAACGAAGUCCUGCAGCUCUCAGGCAUUUUCGUAAGAUGGUACCCCAACUGGUGCAGAUCCUCCGAAUGCUGGUGACAACAGGAUGUUCCACAGAACACAGCGUAUCUGGAGUCAGCGACCCCUUCCUACAGGUCCAGAUUCUUCGUCUGCUUCGGAUCCUGGGCCGGAACCAUGAGGAAAGCAGUGAGACCAUGAAUGACUUACUGGCACAGGUAGCCACGAACACAGACACCAGUCGAAAUGCGGGCAACGCGGUCCUGUUUGAGACAGUGCUUACCAUCAUGGACAUCCACUCUGCAGCUGGCCUGCGGGUUCUAGCUGUCAACAUUCUUGGCCGCUUCCUGCUCAACAGUGAUAAGAACAUUAGGUAUGUAGCCCUGAUGUCCUUACUUCGCCUGGUGCAGUCUGAUCACAGUGCUGUUCAGCGGCAUCGACCCACUGUGGUGGAAUGCCUGCGAGAAACUGAUGCCUCCCUCAGUCGGAGAGCCCUGGAACUGAGCCUUGCUCUGGUGAAUAGCUCCAAUGUGCGAGCCAUGAUACAGGAGUUGCAGGCUUUUCUGGAGUCCUGCCCCUUUGACUUACGGGCUGAUUGUGCCUCAGGCAUCCUGCUGGCUGCAGAGAGGUUUGCACCAACCAAGCGAUGGCACAUAGACACCAUCCUUCACGUGCUGACAAUGGCAGGAACCCACUUGCGGGAUGAUGCAGUGGCCAACCUGACACAGCUGAUUGGGGGAGCCCAGGAGCUACAUGCCUACUCUGUGCGCCGACUCUAUAGUGCCCUGGCAGGGGACAUCUCCCAGCAACCACUGGUGCAAGUGGCAGCCUGGUGCAUCGGAGAGUACGGGGACCUCCUACUGGAGGGGAACUGUGAAGUGGAACCCCUUCAGGUGGAAGGAGAGGAGGUGUUAGCACUCCUGGAAAAGGUGCUGCAGUCUCAAAUGUCCCUGCCAACCACCCGAGGAUAUGCACUCACAGCCCUCAUGAAGCUCAGCACCCGACUUCCGGGGGACAACUACCGUAUCCGCCAGGUGGUGUCCAUCUAUGGGAGUUGCAUGGAUGUGGAGCUGCAGCAGCGGGCUGUAGAGUAUAACACACUCUUCCGGAAGUAUGACCACAUGAGGGCUGCCAUCCUUGAAAAGAUGCCUCUUGUGGAGCAAGGUGGCCCUCAGGUUGAUGAGGAGGCAAAGGAAAGCAAAGAAGCAGCAGCAUCUGUCCCCACAGAGCCCCAGGCCUCAAAGCUCUUGGACCUGUUAGAUCUCCUGGAUGACACAUCUGAGGAUGCUCAGCAUCCUCCUGCUCUGAAUCCAUCCCCAGAAGGCACCUUAGUACAUCUACUUGACCUUCCCUGUGCACCACCACCUCUAGCUCCCAUUCCAAAUCUCAGAGUGUUUGAGCGUGAGGGAGUACAGCUGAAUCUGUCUUUUACUCGACCACCUGGAUCCCCUGCUUUGCUUUUAGUCACUGUCACCACCACCAACUCCUCAGGGGGUGAUGUCACCCACUUCAUCUGCCAGGCAGCUGUGCCCAAGAGUUUCCAGCUGCAGCUGCAGGCCCCCAGUGGGGACACAGUUCCAGCUUGGGGUGGCGUCCCCAUCACCCAGCUCUUCAGAAUCUUCAAUCCUAACAAGGCCCCCUUGCGGCUCAAGCUGCGCCUGACCUACAACCACUUGGGCCAGUCGGUGCAGGAGAUUUUUGAGGUGAACAACUUGCCUGUGGAGACAUGGCAGUAACUCCACUCUGCCCGAAAUCCUCCUAUAUCCCAAAGCCCGAGAUCCUGGCAGUGGGAAACCUGCCCCUGAGAGUCACCAGCAGGUGGCACUCUGGCUCUGCAUUAAUCACUGCAAAACUGUGGGGCCUGCUCCCUUCCCCCACAUAAAAUGGAGACCCAAUAAAGCCUGAGGGGGUCAUAAAGCCAUAAUCUGGGUGUGUCUGAGGUA